This is a messenger RNA of Leptosomus discolor (cuckoo roller), 449 nucleotides long. NCBI's taxonomy places the organism in Eukaryota, Metazoa, Chordata, Aves, Leptosomiformes, Leptosomidae. The record is from RefSeq and is a predicted model, not a curated record.
GAGAAGAAAACUUGCUGGCAAUUUUGAAAAGGAGAUGGUGGAAGUACAUGAUCCUGGGGAUAAUAGAUAUAGAAGCCAAUUACCUGGUAGUCAAAGCUUAUCAAUACACCACUCUUACUAGUGUACAGCUCCUAGACUGUUUUGUCAUCCCAGUGGUGAUACUGCUCUCCUGGUUCUUCUUACUGGUACGAUACAAGGCAGUACAUUUCAUUGGGAUCGUGGUCUGCAUUCUGGGCAUGGGCUGCAUGGCAGGAGCAGAUGUCCUCGUUGGGAGACAGCAAGGAGCAGGUGAAAAUAAACUGAUAGGGGACCUCUUAGUACUGGGAGGAGCAACGCUAUACGGCAUCUCGAACGUUUGUGAGGAGUAUAUCGUUCGAAAUCUGAGUAGAGUGGAAUUCCUGGGCAUGAUCGGACUUUUUGGCUCCUUCUUCAGUGGAAUUCAGCUGUAA